Mesocestoides corti is the source of this 1218-nucleotide messenger RNA. NCBI's taxonomy places the organism in Eukaryota, Metazoa, Platyhelminthes, Cestoda, Cyclophyllidea, Mesocestoididae. The record is from the annotation of a GenBank genome assembly.
AUGUCCUUGUGCACAGGUCUCCGAGGUCUCAUGCUGGCGGUAAUGCUCGCCGCUCUUAUGUCCGAUCUAACUUCCAUCUUCAAUUCCUCGAGCACUCUCUUCACAGUCGACCUUUACACUCAUUUUCGUCGCCAGGCGAAAAACCGGGAACUAAUGAUUGUGGGACGAGUCUUUGUCUUGGUAAUGGUCGGUCUCAGCAUACUUUGGGUACCCGUGAUUCAAAGCAUGCAAGGAGGUCAGCUCUACAUCUACAUUCAAUCUGUUUCCGGCUUUUUGUCACCUCCAAUCGCUGCGGUCUACCUCAUGGCUCUUCUAUGGAAAAGAAACAAUGAAUUGGGAGCAUUUACCGGCCUUAUUUACGGUUUCCUAAUCGGCAUAACCAGAAUGGUUCUCAGUUUCGUCUAUCCAGACCCGAUCUGCGGUGAGCCAGACACCCGUCCUUGGAUAGUUUCCCAGGUGCACUACAUGUACUUUGCGAUGUUCUCCUUCUUCUCUACGGCCGCCGUGAUGGGCCUGGUUUCGUUGUGCUCGUCGCCGCCCACUGAGGAGCAGGUGCGCGGUCUCACCUUUUGGACUCGCAAGGACGCGACCUCCUCGAGUCCGACCGACCACGUAGUGCCCAUUUCCGAGGAAAUUAAAUUGGAUCCUGUAGACGACUCAAGAGACAAGACGGGGGAAGAGCGUGCACAGGGAGGUGAAAGCGAAAAAGACGCAGGUCUCACAAAACGCAGUGAUCUUGAUAAGAAUUUUGACGAAAGAACCUCCACAAUCACACAGAGUGACGCCAGUGAGGACGCCAGCGUUGUGGAUGGCCAAGUGUCUGAGGGUCAAGGUCUCUGCGUCUCCUGCCUCCACGUGUCCGGGCACAUGUGUCAAUGGUUUUGGGGUUGCACUGAUCAGCCGUGUCCCGAGGACGUUCAGUGCUGCUGCUGCCUCAAGAAGAAAGGCUCGAAUGACCAAGGAACUGGGGUCGAAACCGAACCCCUUCGUAUUGUUCCAAUCAGUCUAUAUCAAACCAGAAGCGCUAAGAUUGGCCUCACUAUAGGGCUAGUGGUAAUCAUUACGACGACCGUCUUCCUCUUCUGCUUUUUCUCGCUCUACUUCGGUCCGAUUACACGUGGGCCGUUGACUGUUGUAGGGAGCACCACAUCAGCCAACAUCUCGGGUGCUAUUUCGGAUUUGAUGGCCUUUGGCAUAAUUGCUAAUCUGACCGGUUGA